CUCUAAGACAAAAAAUGUCUUCAAUCACGGUAGAAAAACAAAUGGCAUUUCAACACCAAAUAAAUCGAAACGAAAGGGUAAUAGAACAUCGGCCAGUGAAGAUGUGCAAGAAAAUGCAACGAUAUUACAAUUGGGAUCACGGAGUAAAACUAAAAAGAGCAAACACAAGGAAAUGAACAAUUCUAGUGUAGUUGUUAGUGAUACUGAAAGCACCAAAUCAGAUACAACACCUGAUGUUCGUAAAGAUGAACAGGUUGAAAGUUCAUCGGAUGGUUCACAUGAAUUUGAUAGGAAUGAUGAAAAUAAAAUAAAUUUUGCUUUGAAAUUAACUUCUGAAGAAGCUGAUACAUCUAAAAUACGACCAGAUCAUCACGAUAAAGUAAUGUUUGAAAAUGCUAAGGUUAAGGCCGAAGGGAUCAAAGAACUUCGAGAGAAAACCAUCAUAGAUGCUGAGGAUCAACAUCAGGCAUUUGCUACGAGUAUAUAUGCUAGUGCCGUAACUGAUCCUAACACGUAA
Molecule: messenger RNA, 517 nt
Organism: Dentiscutata erythropus
Lineage: Eukaryota; Fungi; Glomeromycota; Glomeromycetes; Diversisporales; Gigasporaceae
Source: the annotation of a GenBank genome assembly